Molecule: messenger RNA, 1896 nt
Organism: Sycon ciliatum
Lineage: Eukaryota; Metazoa; Porifera; Calcarea; Leucosolenida; Sycettidae
Molecular function (GO): calcium ion binding
Source: RefSeq, a predicted model, not a curated record
UCUAUUAUUUUGAUAGGGAAGGCCCUACAGACGUUGCCGUCCAGUAUAGUAGUGGUUUUGCAUCAGGAGUAAACCUUCAAUUAUUAGCCUUCCUCUUCUCUCUCUCUCUCGCUCCCGCCGUAUAUAUACAGUCAACGCGAACAGAUGCAGUCACCAUAGGCUGGCGAAUUGUGGCGAACAAUUCAAUGUCAGCUGGUUGUGGACAGGUCUGGCUUCAUUCCAUAGUUGCGCUCUUGUCUCCAACUAGAGGUUUAAAGCUACAAUGAUGCUGGCGCAAUCGCCAUUGGCGCCAUGGCUGGUUCUGGUGGUGUGUAUAGCUACUCUGUCUGCAUUGCCGAAGUCUCAUGGUAAAAAACAAGCUGCUCUCGCGCCCACUGGUAAUAUUCUCUGUGGCGGAUAUAACAUGAGACUCUUUACGCAACCAGCCACAUUUUCGGCUGCCGUUUCGCAGUGCAAGUCCAUUGGGAUGAAGAUCUUGCGACACAAAGCUCACAAGCUUCGCAAGCGAUACCCAUGUUUCAUAAAUAUCGCAAAAUUCCUUCUCGACAGGAACAUCUCCGACAUUUGGUUACUCAAUCCUUAUAGACUGAAUAAUUCGGACGGCACGCUUCAUCUCGAUACCGGUCUCGUAACUACUACGUCUUACCAAUCUGAAACUGCCACGCAGCCGUUCAUAUGCGCGAAAGAUCGGAAUGAAUGCGAAGAUCCGACAACAACCUGCCGGCCAGGUACCUACUGUCGAAACGUGAAGAGAGGUUAUGAUUGCGAGCCAUGCGGACAUGGCAAUGAUGCUGGGCGGGGACAGGUGGACGCGGAAUCGGGUCUUGUCACCUGUCAAGCUGGAUUCCACUGGACCUGUUCUAACGGUCCAUGUCCCAGGAUCUCUGCAGAGCCAGCACAACCCGUGUGCGAAAACAAGGAAAUCAUCAAUCUUGCCCAAUGUGAAGUGGGUGCACCAACUUUCCCUAGCGGCUAUAACAGCAGUAUCGUCGUCAUCGAUCCCACCACGUCCACGUUCCGCUGUGCAGAAGGCUAUUAUGCUCAAUGUGACGGGAAUACAACAUGUGCUGGAGGUCCUAAGAACCAGCCAGCCAUAGCACGUCAAGUGGACGGUCAACUAGUCUGGAGCAACCUUCCAACGUGUCACUCACUGUCUACCGUCCAAUGCGGUGCUCAUAGCUAUUUGACAGGCAGUGCAACAGACCUGGACACUGCAAGGCAAAGCUGCAAGGAGGCCAACACAGUCCUGAUGAACGAUCUCUACCUCGCAACCCUGUCCCCUGCCGAACGUGGCUGUUUGCUGAACAGACCAAGUCCCGUGUGGCUCUUCGAUUCGGCUGGAAAUGGCGAGGUUUACGAUUCUAACGAUGUCCAGGACUUCAUUGCUAACGAGAAGGACCGUUACGACUUUGUAUGUCUGCCUACUAAUUACAAGGAAUUGAUGGCUACAGCUGCGCCAGGCGUUGACACAUCUCUUGAAAUUCACACGUGCCGUACGGAGCCUGAGGUCUACACCUGCACGGCGUCCGUCGUCAUCGGCACAACAGCACACAGCAUGUGUCUGCCGGUCUGCGCUGCACACGUAAUCAAACCAACUGUUACCUUUCUUUGCCACGGGUUUAACUUGCAUCUCGCCCUGGCCAAGGCACCCUUUGCUGUUGCGUCCAAGUACUGCCAGGCCCAGAACUCUAGUCUGCUACGACAGUCUAUUCACAAGCGAUUGAUAGUGUCAACAUGCUAUCAGGACUUUAUGAUCAAUCUGCGGGCUGCAUCAGUAAGACGUAUUUGGAUGAGGACACCGGACUGGGCGUCUGUAAGAUACAGCCUCAAGAGUGUCAAGGCAGAGCAGGUCUUCUCUACAUCCAAGUCUCCAGCGGACGCCAUCGUCUGCACAGC